Messenger RNA from Hyaloperonospora brassicae, 3123 nucleotides. The record is from the annotation of a GenBank genome assembly. NCBI's taxonomy places the organism in Eukaryota, Oomycota, Peronosporomycetes, Peronosporales, Peronosporaceae.
AUGGACGGAAGCGGCGGCGGACGAGGCGGACGCAGCGGCAAGGGCAAGAGCCGGAAAGGAAAGAAACAGGCCAUCGCCACAGGUGCGUCUCGUGCGCAUGACAAGUCCGUGCGAAGCGCGUUGCAAGGCGGGAAGAAAGGGGGCGCAGCUGGGCAGUCGGCCGAGCUCACUGACUCGCCCACUGCGUCCGUGUCCAAGUCGCUUUCUGCACGACAAGUCGACAGUGGCAACAUGGCUACAAUUGUACCAGCGGAGCCGAGUACAGCGACGACGAACAAGACAAAGCGCCAGAGGCCCAAGAAGACUGUAGGGCAGCAGCAGACGAUGAUAACAAAGAAUAAGAAGAAGAAGAAGAAGGGAGAGGUGACGUCUGAAGGUGGCAAGCAGAACAAAAAGAGAAAGCGUAAUGUGUCUGCGACAUGUAAAAGCACCGGAGGGACGUUGGCCACAGUCUUGAAGGAAGGAGGAGAGCUGGCGGUGAAGAACAAGUUGCGAUCGGUGUCGCCACCGUUGGUGCAAAAACCCACGGGUGGAUUUGGUGUAAAACAUGCUGCGACAAAGGGGAAUAAGGUGGAAGCAACAAAUUCGACGGGCACCAUUGCACAGGUGAGAGAAACGUCUGCGAAGCCACAAGUGCAGCAAGCGCUAAAGCGCGAGCACACAAAGACCGACUCAUCUUUAGUGAAACCGCGUUUGCUAGCACUUCCAAGUACAACAGCAAAGAAGGUGAAGGCCAAACUGAAAGUGGGCGCUGCUCGAUCCUCUGGCAUUUUGACGCCUGUGCUAGAAAAGUCUUUGGUAACUGUGAAAAAACACAAGCCAGAGGAUGAAGCUCAAGAGGUUGCUAAGGCAAGGACUUCCAAGUCGACUGCAACGCGAGCGGGCAGAGCUCACCAGCAGUCGUCACCGCAGCUGCAGCCGAAAGCUAAGGUUCAGCAGGUCGCUGUCGAAGCGAAGACAGCCGAUUCAACUGCAACGCGAGCGAGCAGAGCUCACCAGCAGUCGUCACCGCAGCUGCAGCCGAAAGCUAAGGUUCAGCAGGUCGCUGUCGAAGCGAAGACAGCCGAUUCAACUGCAACGCGAGCGAGCAGAGCUCACCAGCAGUCGUCACCGCAGCUGCAGCCGAAAGCUAAGGUUCAGCAGGUCGCUGUCGAAGCGAAGGCAGCCGAUUCAACUGCAACGCGAGCGAGCAGAGCUCACCAGCAGUCGUCACCGCAGCUGCAGCCGAAAGCUAAGGUUCAGCAGGUCGCUGUCGAAGCGAAGGCAGCCGAUUCAACUGCAACGCGAGCGAGCAGAUCCCACCAGCAGUCGUCACCGCAGCUGCAGCCGAAAGCUAAGGUUCAGCAGGUCGCUGUCGAAGCGAAGGCAGCCGAUUCGACUGCAAUGCGGGCAAGCGGAGCUCAACAGCCGUUGCCGCAAAUCGAUGCAGCGAUUGCAGCGAGGCGGAAGUGUGAUACGACUACGACCGCCUCGCGCGUAGAAGUGGCAACGACAGAAGAUUCGUCUGCAAAUACCGAUAUUAAUUCGCCCUCGACUACUAUCGGAGACAACGUCGUAUGUCCAAGCUCAGAAUCCAGCACCUCGACGACGGACGUCGCUAUGUUUUCGACCCCGUCACCCGCUGUCUUGUCGACUGGAACUGUUUGUGACGAGCAUAUCUCCGAAGAGCCAGGGCCAAGUGGGGCAACCGACACUCUGCUUGAUACCAUCGAGACGUCUCGUGCUAUGGUCGUCAACGAUUCCUCGCGCCAACUAACAACUACACAGCUCGUAUCGUCACCACCAGAACGAUCUCAGGCUAGUGUUGGCUACAAGCGACAACUAUCUCAUGGUCGGGGGUUAGCAACCUCCGUGACUCCGUUGCAGCCGCCCUUGAAACGAAGGGCUGUAGCAAGCAAGCUUGCAGAUGACAUUGCCCAAGCAACAGGACCUGACGAGACACAACCGUCCGCUAAUCAAGCAGCAGCCGUGUUAGACCAUGCGUUGAAUCGUCGCGGACCAGAAGCAGCAGGUACUGCAGCCAAUACCGAGAAACCUCAUGCGUUGGCGAAAAGCGGCGAAGAAGAUGAACCAGAAUCGUCAGUAAGCGCAGACACGCCUACCUUACGAUCUGCGGUAGUAAGACUUGGCGUGACCGAAUCCAGCAAUCCAUGUCGUCCUUCGGCAUCAUCCACUCAACGAUUGACCGACUCGAUGCCACUAAGGCCGUCUGAGCGUUCGUCGGUGCAGAUUCAGGCGAUGUCGUCGAAAGAUCUCUCACCUUUUGCCAACGAGUCAGAACGGCUACUCACGACAAAAGAGGACGUCUCUGUCACGACAUUGAGCACAGACGGACAAGUUGGCGCCAAAUCUGCUGCAGCAAGUAUCGAAAGCAACGUGAAAGCUACGGAUACGGGCGUUGUCAUGGACAUUCCGGUGAAUUUGCAAGGCGCGAGGAGUAUGGAACCAAAAACAAGGAGUCGCAUUGGCAAUGCUUACUCUGCACAAGCCGUGCAGCCGACCGUCAGCUUGGCGCCACGUCCUCGAAAUGCUUGGGGCGCGUCAUUUGGUCUGGUCCCGCCAGCUCGCGAUGUAUCGUCCGUGUCGCGAACACUAUCGGCUACGCCAUUGAGCUCUUGGUUUCUAUCCAACGGUUGUGCAAAUUUCGUGAAACAAGUUCACUUCUCGGACGACGAUGCGGACGACGACAGCUGCAGUAGUAGCGACGAAGUUUCUUCGACCGGUGGUCUUGUCAUCAUAAAUGGAGUUGACAAAGCGUCGUUCAAGAGAAGGGCGUCGAUAACGAAGAAGAACGCCUUUUUGGGGUCACUCUUGACGCAGUCUCACUGGCGUAGUUGGUAUGGCAGCGUCGAUCCGCACAAUCUCUUGGACCCUCCGCUGUCCCAUGUACCAGAAAAACUGCGCAACCACGAGGUAACGGUUCUCUCUGCUCCAGAAGAAACGAUCGGGAACGACAGCAGUGUCUUUGCGACGAAGAAGGGUGAGCUUGAAAGCUUGGAGGCCGACAUCAGACGAGAAAAGCAGAGGGGGUUUGCAUUCGGUGAGCAACUGUUGAUGAUGCUUCGAGGCAAGACCGUGUCCGGCAAGUCCCUCGAGGAGGAGUAUGGACCACUAUUGCAAUAA